AUGGAUACAGCUUUGGAUCCACAGAACUCCAUCUCCCAAAAGAAUCAACAAGUUGUAGACCUCUAUGACAACUAUGUAGCAGGGGGCUUCGCACCAUAUCCAACCGCCCUCGUCAGGGCUCAAGGAUCCAAAGCAUGGGAUGUCGACGGAAAAGAGUACAUCGAUUUUCUCUCAAUGUACUCAGUCACAAACUUCGGCCACAGCCACCCCAAGAUCGUCGCUGCUGCUACCAAGGCUGCUUCUGAGUGCGCGGUUGUGAACAUGCCAUUCCACAACCCAUACUACGGGCAGUUGGCAAAACGACUCCAUGAUUUAUUCGGAUAUGACAAAUUCGUGGCGCUGACAAGCGGAGCAGAGGCCGCAGAUGCUGCUGUCAAGAUCGCCAGGAAGUGGGGCUAUUUGCAAAAGGGGAUUCCAGAAGGUGAGGCGUGGGUGUUAACGGCCGGACGCUGUUACCAUGGUGCGACGCUAAGCACGGUGGCGAUGAGAAGCGACCACCAGAAGAGUCCUCUAUACGGGCCGUUCAUGCCACAAGUCGGCCCUUUCUCGCCCGCUGGCAGGCCAAUACGCUUUGGUGAGAUUGACGAUAUUCGCGAGGCGUUCGAACUCGACGGUGGAAGGAUCGCUGCCUUCAUAGUGGAACCGAUACAGGGCUCGGCCGGAGUUAUGGUGCCCCCGACAGGCUACCUGAAGGAAGUUGAGAGACUCUGCAAGAAAUAUAACAUCCUUUUCAUCGCUGAUGAAGUACAAUGUGGCCUUGGAAGAGCUGGUGCCAAUCUAGCAUAUCAAAGAGAUGGUGUUCGUCCUGAUCUUGUGGUCAUCGCGAAAGCUCUGGCAGGAGGCAUGUAUCCAAUUUCGGGAGUAAUGGGAGACAAAGCCACAAUGGACCUGGUCGGCCCCUAUGAGAUCGGAUCAACCAUGGCGGCAACCCCAAUAGCAUGCUCAUCAGCCUUGGCAGCUCUUGAUGUGCUUGUCGACGAGGACCUGGCCGAGAGAGCGAAUCAUAUGGGAGAGCUGCUUAUAUCGACAUUGAAAAAAGCGAACCCACCACACGUUGCAGGUUAUAUGGGUGCUGGGUUAUUUUGGGCUAUGAUUCUGGAUACGUCAUCAGCCAGAGUCACGCCAAAGAGGCUCGCGUCUUUGACAGCACAGAGAGGACUUCUCACUGGCGCAGCGGGACGCGACAGAAUGCGGAUAUGCCCUCCUCUUACAAUAUCAGAGGAAGAGAUGCUCCGGGGUGCGAAUGUCCUCAUCGGUGCCCUGAAAGACCUGGAGAGCGCUGGACCGUUGCCAGCAGAGUAG
Diaporthe amygdali is the source of this 1302-nucleotide messenger RNA. RefSeq lists its product as uncharacterized. Gene Ontology annotation, cellular component: cytoplasm. The record is from RefSeq and is a predicted model, not a curated record. Gene Ontology annotation, molecular function: L-ornithine transaminase activity; identical protein binding; pyridoxal phosphate binding. Bases 1 to 1302 code for a protein of 433 amino acids. The transcript has 7 exons. Lineage: Eukaryota; Fungi; Ascomycota; Sordariomycetes; Diaporthales; Diaporthaceae.